AUGUAAAAAGGAGAAUAAACAAAAACAACAGGGUGUUUAUGUUUUAGUAGAUAAAGUAAAUCAGAAUUUCCAAAAACCUUUAAAAAAUCUAAUAAAAUAUUAAAGAAAUAUACUAAAAACAAUUCUGAUGUAUAUUAUCUUAAUUCCUUUAGAUUUCAGAUGAUGCCAUUUUGGAAGUCAUGAUUCGUUUAUAUAUUUCAGAUAAUAAAACUAAGGCAAUAGAGAUGCUUUAAAGAUGUCGUAUCAACCCCAAUUUUUAAAUGAAUCUUAUAAGAAAUGAUCUGGAGUAUUAUAUACCCUAACUUAUAAAUUUUAUGGUUUUCCAUUAAUAGUUAUAGGAUGAUAGACUUAUUGAAUUCAUAAUUAAGGCUUCUUCAAUAGAUUUCUUUUUUGCUCAUCUUGUUUAUUUUUAGCUUAAAAGCCUUUCAAAAAUCAUAUCUCCUAAUAAUAAAGUUGAGUUCAAGAUUGUUUAACAAUUUGUUAAGGAAUUUGAAGAUAAAAUGACAAUGAAUUAUUAAGGUAAUCUAUUGAUAGCUGCUUAAUUAUUAAAGAUUCAUUUAGAAGAUUCAUUUUAAGAUGACGUAUUAGUAAAAUCAAUUAUGUUGUCAAACAAAAAGGAUAAAUAAGAAUAAGCAGUUUAUUAAGGAUCAUUAAGAAUAAAGUCUUGGAAAUAAAAUGAAAUUGUUUAAACAUAUGGAACCGACAAUUGGAUUGAUUAUAUCAAAGAUAAAAAUCUAUAGGAUUUUUUAGUAACUAAGCAUGAAGAAAUAGAACUAUAAGAUUAUAUUUCCAUAUUUUAAAAUAAAGAAGACAAUAAUUUAUAAGAAGAUUAUGCAUUUUAAUCAAAUAUCAAUUUUUGGAAUGAUAUCACUACAAUAUCAGAAGAACUUUCAAAACAUUAAAAAAAAACUGAAUAAUUACAUCAAUUCUUAAAUAAAAUAAACUAAAAUUUACCUGCUGCUGUUUAUGUUCCUUUUGUUAAGAAUUCUGUCAGAAAUUAUGCUAUUUUAAAUAUUGUUUCUAAAGAAAGUCGUGUAUUUUCAACAAAAAUGAGAAGUCCUUAUAGUUUGACUUUGGAAAUAUUUAGACCAGAAAUAGAAGGUCAUCAUAAUGAAUAAUAAAAGCUUGAUACUCAAAUUUCUAAGCCAAUUAAAAUUAAUGUAUUUUAUUUACCUUAUCAUUUUUUUAUAGAUGAUUAAAUCAUAGUCCAUAUCUUAAAGUCAAAUUAUUAUGUAAAAUCAAAGCAACAUUAAUAUUUAAUUACAAAGAACUUUUUCUAUAGCAGAUGCUGAAAUAUCAUUCCAUAAUGAAUUUUAAACAAUGAAAUUAAAUGAUACAAAAAUGGUAGGUUCAUAUGAAAAUAAUAAUGGAAUUGGUUAAUUCUAUAGAAAUAGAUUAGAAAGCAAUAAAAAUGAAUCAGAUAUAGAUAUUUCUUCAGAAGAAAUGGUCGAUUAAUAAUAAAUUAAAUAGACUAAUUAAUAAUUAGCCUUUAGUUUAGAAAGUUAAAAUCCUCAAACAUAAAAUGAAUUAUAAAAUUCUAAGAUGGAUAGUAGCACCUUAAAUAGUAGAGUAAGCUAUCUUUAGAAUGGGAAAGGUGUAAUAUUGACAGAAGAUGAAUACUUAUAAAUCAAAAAAACAAUAUUUGGAGAGAAUUCAAUUUCAUAAUAGGAAAGAAUUAAAAAAUCAUCACCAUUUUAAAAAUUAAAAUCAUGGUAGUUAGUUCAUUUAAUUAUAAAGACUGGUGAUAAUUUGAAAUAAGAGCAAUUUGCAUUACAAUUAAUUUGUUAAUUUGAUUAAAUAUUCAAAAAGGAAGGAUUACCUUUAUAAUUAAGAUAUUAUGAAGUUUUAUCUUUAGGUCCUGAUUGUGGAAUGAUUGAAAUGAUAAAAAAUGCAACUACAAUCGAUAGUUUACAAAAAAAUUUAUAAACUAAAUAUACUUAAUUUUCAGAUUUCUCUGAUUUUUUUAGAUCUUUUUUUAGAGAUAAUAUAGAAUAAGCAUUAUAAAAUUAUGUUCAAUCACUUGUUGCCUAUGGUUUAGUGUGUUAUUUUUUAUAAGUUAAAGAUAGACACAAUGGCAAUAUAUUAUUGGAUGAUUAGGGUCAUUUAAUACAUAUAGAUUUUGGUUUCUUUUUAUCAAUAGCACCAGGAAAAGGUAUGGAGUUUGAAGGAAAAGUUCCUUUUAAAUUAUUAUCAGACUAUAUAAAAGUUUUGGGUGGAGUCAAAGGGUACUUAUUUUAGGAUCACUUUAGAAAAUUAUUUUAUAAGUAUUGCAUUUAAAUUAGGUAGAGGCUUUAAAGCUUGUUAAAAACACUAAAAAGAGAUUUUAUUAUUGGUUGAAAUGAUGUAUACAGGUCAUGGAACUACCUUGCCUUGUUUUGCAAAAGGAGAAUUAGCUUUGAAAGAAUUAGAAGAUAGAUUUAACCCAAGAGUAGCUUCUGAUGCUGAAUUAUUUGUAUAUGUCUAAGGAUUAAUCAAUAAGUCUCUAGAUAAUUGGAGAGCAAGAUGGUAAUAUUAUAUUAUAAUAUUUCAGGUACGAUAAAUUUUAAUAUUUUGCUUAAGGAAUAUUUUAUUGA
Paramecium pentaurelia is the source of this 2573-nucleotide messenger RNA. The record is from the annotation of a GenBank genome assembly. NCBI's taxonomy places the organism in Eukaryota, Ciliophora, Oligohymenophorea, Peniculida, Parameciidae.